Molecule: messenger RNA, 1071 nt
Organism: Macrosiphum euphorbiae (potato aphid)
Lineage: Eukaryota; Metazoa; Arthropoda; Insecta; Hemiptera; Aphididae
Source: the annotation of a GenBank genome assembly
AUGAAUUCAUACGAUACACGCAACAUUAGGCCGGAGUUCCACUUGGAAUUCGAGCGCAGGCAUGCAGUACUUGAGCCGUAUAUAGAUCACAUAAAGAAUUUCAUGCUUAACCAUAUAGUGUACGAGCGAUAUGAUAUCGCGGAAGACGAUAUUUUUUUAUCAGGUGAGUGCGCCGCAUGGCUAUUGGGACGUUUCGAUAAAUUUAGUAGGAUUGAUGUAUUAAUUGAUAUUAGACACCCGCAAGAAUUUAGGCUGACUGCGACGCCAGAAGCGUUCUUUGAUGGACUCAAGCGUGGGCUACCGAAAAAUAGUGAUUUCCCCGGCGAGCUUGAAAAUAUGUUUGGCUUAUCCAGCAUUAUCGUAAAUUAUCUCGAGAUGGAUAUAAGCUUUGUUUUCAUACACGGUACUCUAAAUUAUUUACUAGAACAUUUUAAUUUGUCGAUAUCGGCGGUACUUGUAAAUUUGUAUAACUUAUCGAUGGUCUACACCGCCGAAUGUCCGUGUGAUUAUGAAGGACAGUGUAUGACCUCAUCUGAAACUCGUAAAAUUAUAUACCCGUUAUUAUUCGAAGCAUCAUCUGUCGUCCAACCAUCGGACAAAAAUAUAUCGAUGUGCACACGGGCAGUGACUACACCCUUGCGCCUUCGCGGUAGAUAUCAUACGUUUCAGAAUUUGUUAGCAUCGUAUGGUCCGCGUAAGCAUUUACGUGAAUUUUUUUGUGACUAUUCAAUUUUCGCAAGGUAUGCCGAGCUUGUGAAUGCGCGAGUAGAUGAGACUGAUCGACCGUUAUCGUUUUACAUCUACCCCGAUUGCAUAGCGUGUAUGUCUCGGCGGGAGAAGUUGACCCGUUGGGCGUACGAUCAUUGGGUGCGUAGGACAUACCAUCCAAUUACUGGAUAUGGUUAUCGGGAGGCUAAAAACCGUUUCAAUAAAAGCGAUAGUAUAGAUUUACCGAUAGUUUUAUUUACUAACCAUAUUUUAUUUAAUGUUAAAUUCCAUCUAUCCCUUCAGUAUGUGAAAAAUUAUUCUCUUUUUUCCGUCCAAUACUCACAGAAUUUCAUAUGCUCCUAA